AUGGCGACGGCAGCUGCAAUUCCUAAUGUUCCUGAUGGGGUGCUGCCCAAGGACCCCGCGGCGGUGGAAUCAGGCCAUGCGGCGACCAGUCCGAUUGCGGCCGAUGAGAAGCCAACCGCAGAGGGGAAGCCUGUGACCAACGGACAUGCCGCUGUAGUGGAGCCUACGUCCAGCGAGCCUGAAAAUGAAAAGUCUUCGGCGGUGGAGCCGGCUACGACCGAGAAGGCCGACGUUGACGAGAAGACGCCUGCGGUGACUGAACCUUCAGAACAAAAAGAGGUCGAGGCCAAGGUGGAUGAUGACAGCAAGGCUGAUCAAUCGACCAAACCGAGUCAUGUCGAGCAACCGGCUACCGCUGCAACCUCUGACAAGGAGCCUGUGUCGGAAGACAAGCCUGAUGACACUCCCGCGGUUGAACAGACAUCAGAAGCUGCGCAGGCUCAGAGUACCUCAGCAGCGAACGACCAGCCUGAUGCGGCUGUGAAGAGUCCUGAAACCACCACCGACGAGAAGGUUGCGGAGGCUGCCUCGGAAACCAAGGCCACUACAAAAGAGACUCCAGUUGUCGAGGAGACCAAACCUGAAACUGUCGCCGAGACUCAGUCCACAGAGCCAGUGACUGAGUCAAAACCGGUCGAAUCUCCCAAGGAAGAUGCCGAGGAAAAGACGCCUCUUGCGGAAGAAACCACCACGCCGGAGCCUGUGGCUGAGCCGACUGCCGAAGAAUCGAAGCCCGUCGAAGAGGCCGCUGAGGUCGAAAAGCCAUCGACCGAGGAGCCUGCGGGUGCGGAGAAGCCCGUGACUGAAUCGACUACCGAGGAAUCGAAGCCUGUCGAGGAUGCCCCCGAGGCCGAAAAGGAAUCCACCGAGGAGCCAGCUCAGGAGUCCACCACAGAGGCGUCAGCCGAGAUUAGCUCGAAGUUUGUCGAAGAGCCUACUGCAGAGGAAUCUACCAAGGAGCCCGUGGCUGAGGAAAUCGCCACUGAGACUACCGAGGAGAAGGCUGAGCCUACGAAAGAGGCGGUGGCAGAGGAGCCCACCAAGGAACCAGUCACUGAGGAGCAUGCUGCUGAGUCUACCGAAGAGCCUGUCCAAGAACCUACCACCGAGGUGUCAAAUGAAGCCAGCUCGAAGGCUGUUGAGGAGCCUGCUGCAGAGGAAUCUGCUAAGGAAUCAGUGCCUGAAGAGCCGGUUGCUGAAACCACCGAGGAAAAGACAGAGCCUACAAAGGAAGUAGUGGAAGAAGCGCCUGCCCAAGAGCCUACUACGGAGGCAUUCAAAGAGGCUGUCGCCGAGUCCGCCGAGGGGUCUACCCCGGAGGAAGCAGUCGAGACCAGCAAGGAUCUCACCGAGGAGCCCGCUGCGGAAGACUCGACCCAAGAACCGACAGCUGUUGAGGCAUCCAAGCCAGAGGAAACGACUCCCGAGGCUACACCAAAGUCCGUCCCCGAAGAGAAGGUUUCGGAAGACCCAGCCAAGGAGUCUCCUGCUGAGCAAUCAACCACCGAGGAAGUGACCACCCAGCCUGCAGAUGAGCCUACGGUUGAAGAACCCGCGGAAAAACAGGCCGCCGAAACUUCCAAGGAUGCCGUCGAGGAACCCUCCCAAGAGUCUGUCGCUGAAACGCCCGCCGAAGCACCUGCACCUGUGGUCACCGAAAAACCUGCCGUCGAGGAGACACCUGCCGUCGAGGAACCCUCCAAAGAGACCGUUGGUGAAGAACCCGUGGAUGAAGUUGCAGCUGAAGAGGCGACCCCCGAAACUGCGGAGGAGAAACCCGCUGUUGAAAUGUCCGCCGCUGAAGAAGCCAAACCUGAAGCCACCGAGGAGAAGCCUGCCGUCGAGGAAUCCUCUCAGGAGACUGUCGGUGAAGAUUCUACCCAAGCGCCAGCCGCAGAGGUAGCUCCCACUGAAGAGCCAACACCUGAAACCGUCGAGGAGAAGCCAGCAGCUGAGGAGGCUACGUCUGAAGAGGUGACUCCAAAAACCACCGAGGAGAAGCCUGCCGUUGAGGAGCCUACAGUUGAUGAGGCUCAUACCGUGGAGGACGGCGCCCAGGAGUCCGCUAAGGCCGAGACUGCCUCAGAGGUUGUCGUCGAGGCGCCUACCGAGGAAUCUAGUGGUGAAGAGUCUGCUGAAAAUGGAAUUCCCAAAAAUUCUACCACUGAGUCCCCUGCUCAGCCCGAGGCUUCUGAAGUUGCAGCUUCUGAGGCCAUUGUCCCAAGCACCGAAAACAGCGCGCCGGCUGUCCCUGAACCCACGGAACAGCCAGUUGCCGAAGAGGCUGUACCUACUGAGCUCGCUAAGGAUGUCGUCCCUGAUGCGUCCUCGGAAACAGCCAAGGCCGAAGAGGCGACUGAGCCAGCUCAAGCGUCUUCCUCACAGAACCCCACCGAAGCUUCGACUACAGAAAAUUCUGUUCCCGCAGCCACUGAGCCCUCUGCUGACGCCUCUGCUGUGAGUGAGACACCUGCCACGGAGCCAAACAAGGAGGUCAAUGCUGAGGAGACCGACGAGACUUCCACCGAGAAGCCCGCCGUGACCGAGGAGCCUUCUAAAGAGCCGGCAACGGAGGUGCCCACGGAAGAGAAGCAACCCGAGGUUCAACCGGUAGCUGAAGAGCCUGCUGCAGACCAGUCAGUCCCAUCUGCUGAAGAACCGGCUACUCAAGAGCCUGAUUAUCCGGCCGCAGACGAAAAGACUGAGCAGGCUGCCGUGACUGAAUCCACUUCCGAGGACCCUGCUGCUGCUGAAACCGCCCCCGUCUUGGACGAGAGCAAGGCUAUUAAAGAGCCUACUUCUGAGACUCCGUCCGUAGAGCAGCUUGUUGAGACGGCGCCGGCUGUUGAAGAGUCUAUCGUUGAAGCAUCAGCUCCUGAAAAGACUGAAGAUAGUAGCGCGCCUGCUACGAGCGACUCUUUUCAGGAGAAGCAAGUUUCUGAAGAGCCAGUCACUGAAGAACAGACGAACGGGGCUAGCAAAAUCGAGGAGCCAGUCAACACCGAGGAUUCCAAGAAGGAAGUGCAAGACGAAGCUGCUGCAGAGGACUCUGUUCCGCAAGAACAGGUAGCAGAGACUUCCAUUAAGGAUGAGCCAACGAAUGAGCAGUCAGCGGAUACAGCUGAAGUGUCCGCUCCUGAAGCGACAAACAACGAAGCUCUUUCAGAGCAACCUGCGGUUCAGGAAUCCACCACCGAAAUCCCCGCUCCCGAGGUUGUAUCUGCAGCUGAAGAUACUGGCCCUCAAGAGGCCAAGUCUAAGCCUGAGGCUGAGGCACCGGCUGUGACGAAUACUGUUGGCGACAAGCUCGCCGAGGAUGACUCCAAGGGCCCAGAAGUCGCCACCCCAGAGGUUCCUGAUCAAACAAAAUCCAUUGAGCCUUCUCAGGAUGCCGUGGGUCUGACGACUGCAGAGUCUUCGACCACGAAGGUAGACUCUGAAGAGCCUUCUGUGACCCCUGCUGUCGAAGAGAAUGCCCCUGCCGAGGAGAAGGCUACAACUAAAGAGUCACCAAAGGAUGUCGCGGAACAGGACCUCAGGAAUGAAACUACUGACGCUGAAGCUGCGCCUGUUCCCGAGUCAUCCGUCAAUCUAGAAGAACCCGUGACUGCACCUCAGGCGGAUCAGGCCGAUAAAGCAGACGAGGUUCCUGCCGUGGCCCCCGCAUCUGAAGUUGAGUCUGAGAGCAAAACUGAGGAGGUUUCCGAACAGCCUACGGCAGCUGCUGCAGACGAGUCUGCCUCAGCCGCUCCCCAAGAGGAAACUUCUGCUCCGGAGGGUGCCGACAACGCUUCUCAGCAGGAGGCUCAUGACACUUCCAAAGACAGCGGGUUGACUCCGGAGGUUCUCGGUUCAGCCGGGGCUGCGGUUGGUGCCGCAGCUGUAGGCGCCGGUGUCGCUGCCGUGUUGAAAAAGGGGUCUGAAAGCACUCCCGAGUCCAGCAAAGAAGACGAGGGCGCCAAGGCCGCCGACACCAACAGGGAGCCGGUUUCCGAGACCAAGGACGAGACCAAGACUGCGGUCACAGAAUCGCAGCCUGAAGACUGUAAGCCGUUGCUGCCUUAUCUUUCGCAUCAAGCAUCCGUCCCGUCCUUCGAAGCUGAUUCGGUUCUUGCAGCCCUUGCGGGCGAUCGUGAAGCCCUGCUCCACAAGCUCAACCAGCCGUCGACGGAUCAAUUGGUUGCGGCUACGAGCGAGCAACUCAACGACAAGAAGGCUCAAAAUGAACCCCAGAGCCAACCCACCGCGGAGUCCAGCCAAACUCCUGCCGAAACACCUGCUGAGGCGUCUACUGCCAAACCCGCCACAGACAAUCUCGCCGUCAACACAGAGGAGGACGCUCGUCCUCCGAGCCAGAACCGGUCAGUGGCUGCUGUUUCUCUGAAUAAUGCAUCGGACAGCUGGCUCAAGGCGAUCUUGCGCACCAUCUUUGUGAACUUUUUUGGUGCCAUAUUUGCUCCUUUCCGCCGCCGCGGAAAGGACUCCAAAUAA
Messenger RNA from Penicillium alfredii, 4491 nucleotides. RefSeq names its product PT repeat family protein. Bases 1 to 4491 code for a protein of 1496 amino acids. The transcript is spliced from 2 exons. The record is from RefSeq and is a predicted model, not a curated record. Lineage: Eukaryota; Fungi; Ascomycota; Eurotiomycetes; Eurotiales; Aspergillaceae.